AUGAAAAAAAAAAACACCUUUUUCUUUCCAGAUGCUUACCUCUCACCAGCCUCCUUAGGCACCGAGAGGCUUCUGCGAACCUCUAGUGUGUCUGGUAAGAACUAAUCCAUUACCUUCUGCAAUGUCAGUUUGGAAACAUGUUUAUGUUAAUUAUCAUUUUUAUCCUCUUUGUUACAAAGGAAAACUGGACGAGGUGGUGCAAGCAUGUGGCUUCUCAUACAUUCUCCCUUGGUCGACAUAAAUUUUUUGCCCAAAGUCUUUUUAUUUAUCUGGAUUUUUACUGGAUGUUACUCAGUCAGUGGAAGUCCAAACAUUGCCACUGUGAUCAAAGCCAGGUGCUAUGCAAACUGCUUGACAAAGGUGAGCAACUUUUAUUGUAGUAAGGUUUUUCUACAAGCGGCUACACCGUACGAUCUCUCACCUGUUCAAUGUUGCAGGACAUUUUAGCCAACCAAUAAGCAACAUUGCCGUGAGUCAAUAGAGUUGUCCGGGCGAUACAUCGACGAAUUAACUGCUUACGGUUUUUUUUUUGUUUUUUUGUUUUUUUUUUUUGAUUAACCGCACGGGGCGCUUAUUUAAUUUUGGACUUUGAGACUGAAAGCUUUUUCGACGUAAGCGCUUAUUCGAGGCUGGGCGCCCAUUAAGUUUCACCAUUCUUGGGGGGUGCUUACUAGAGUUUGGGUGCUUAUUCAAAUGAAUACAGUAUACUUGGAGCCACUCGGUGUAGUUUGCGAGCCCCUUUGCAGCUAAAUCAGAGCAACUCUGAGUUAUGAAAGAGCAGCUCAGAGCAACACCAAGGAAACAGCGUUGUGAGUAGUUCGUCAUCAGUAAAUUGUCGUUCGUUGAGUGUGGAGUGAAUUUUGUAGUUAGUCGAGUGUGGGUGGCUUGUAUAGACUCUGGGUGCUGAUGUGACAAUUCUUUAUCUCUCAAAUGCAGGGGAAGGUUGACAAUACAUGCUUAACCCCACACGCUAUCGACUUUGUAGAAAAAAGGUCUUUGGUACGUGUUUUGGCAAGACGUUGAAAGGCACAUGCAUACUAUCCAAUACUACUCUUGCAAGUUCGUAGCCUCCCACGCAGGCGUUUUUAGAGGAGCUCGUUUUUCAUCUUUCCCCACAAACGCCUGCUCAACCGAAAACAACAUUCCUUUCCCAUUGCUUUGUUUGCGUGGUAAGUGACCAAUCAACAGUUUUGAGUGUUGACAGGCUAAACACGACUAAAGAGACUUAAUCGUGGCCCUAGAUUUACCGUUUUCCUUCUUUUCUUUCCUUCGCCAAGGUUAUGCAGUGCAUGGAGUAUUCUAAAAUUUGACUAAAUCUUGGUUUUGCCGCUCUGAAUCUAACAUUUAUUAGAGGUCAGAAAGCUUUCUCAGUGUUUCAGGCAGAUCGAGUAAUUAUCAUCAAACGUUGUUAGGAGGGAUCACCUAAGUGAAGCCAGGAGCCGAUUACUGGUGAAGUAACGUUCAAAGGGGGGAUCGGCUAAAUUUCACCCUGUUUAGACCCCGUUUUGCCGGGAAAGAUAUGGUGAAAUACCAUACCAGUUUCUUCGGGAGAUGUGUGAAACGCCUAAUUUAAGGCAAAACACCCAACGAACCACAGGACACCCAACGCCUGGGACUCGCAACAGAUUCAGUUACAACUUAUCAUUCAUCAAAUUGUCAACUACCGCUCAACUACCGCUGCGGUCAAGGUCAGCUUUCCAGAAUUUGGAAAGUACUAGGUGAUUGGCUAAGCUUGUGAAAGGAAUGUUGCCUUCGGUUGAGCAGGCGUUUGUGGGGAGGGAUGAAACACGAGCUCCCCUAAAAACGCCUGCGUGGGAGGCUAGCAAGUUCGUGACUUGGUAGAAAAGCGUUUUGGGUACUUUUUUGGCAAGAUGUUUCAAUGUGCAUGAGUGGACAGAAAUUUUACUCCCACAUGCGUACGAUUAUGAAUAUAAUGUAGGCACAUAUCUUUCCAUAUUGUGCAUGCGUGCUUCCGUACAUUUUCGCAUGACCGGACAGAAAUUACACUCCCAGAUGUAUGCGAUACCAGUGACUACAAUUUGGUUGCGUUUAGUGACUGGCAACCUACUUUUGAGUCCAUGGUAUGUUUGAUAAGCGUCGAGAUUUUAUGUUUACAGAAUUCAGCGAAAAAUGAAACUGGAAUCCCCUGUCAAACAUCUAACUGUAAGGAAGUGAGUACCAUUAUUUUCAUUCAGUAAUUGUAAAGUUUAAAGACUCUUUAAAAUAUUAACACACCUCAGUCUCAUGAGUUAGGGAAAAGUACAAAAACGUACAUGUAUAAAAGGCAUAAAUCCUUACAGAGUGCUUCGCAAAUGAUUUGCAAAGAAUUUAAAUGUUAAUUUUUCCAUCCUAGGCCUUGACAUUUGUUUUAACUCUUCUGUUAUAGUGUCUAGCUCCAUGCGAAUCGUCUUAUCCUAAUGAAGCAGCCUGCAAGCGAACCUGCGUAAGUGUGGACUCAUCUGGAAUUAUUUGCAGUUGUGUUCAUCAAUGCUCGCCUCUCUCUCUCUUUAACUUUACGAAUUGGAAAAUCAUUGUGCUCACGUCGAGUUUUUUUUCUAUUACAGAAAAACUCGAGUAGCUGUCUGGAUAGCUGCAAUUUUUUGACCAAAGUAAAAUCUUUGUCUUCUGCAAUACCUGGAGAUGGUUCCUUGCUGCCAACCCCAGUGAAUCUAUCUGUUACAAACAGAAGUUACACCUCUAUCUCCCUGCAGUGGGAGGCUGUAAAGAACACGAAUGGCAGCCCUGUUUAUAUGAUAGAAAUAGAGUUGAUUAAACGAGGAUUAAGGAAUAUUCCUGUAAAUAUGAAAAAGGUAAAAUGAAUAAAACUUUUAAUUUUUCUUUACUUUGAUCUAGAAGAUAUAUAUUUACGCUGUUUUUUUUUUCACUCUUUACUUGUCGUAUUUCAUAGGUGUUUGUUAAGCCAGAAGCAACAAUUUCCUUCCCGCAACUUUGUACUUACAUCCAAUCGGUGACGUUCUCGAGAAAUCGUUAUUUAAACCUCUGGCCAGUAUUAUUCAAGUUCAAAGUGUCUGUCCUUACGGAAACUUCCUCUAUAAGCGCUGGGCAACAGACGGUGCAAACUAGUAAGUCCCUUUUUAAACUAAUUGGUAAUUAAACUCAAUACUUAAAAAAACUUCUUGAUUUAUCUGCAUCUUUCGUGUGCUAUCAAGUUUUUUUGUACUGAUGUUAAAUUGCAAUUUGCAAAGUCAAACAACUAAAAUAUAGUUUCUCGCUCUUAAUGCAUUGGUUUUUUUUAAUCAUAGGCAUCUAUUAGCGCCCCGAGGCUUUGCAAACAUCCCACAAUCCCUGUUAGCGACAAAGUGGCAAAUAAAUAAGAAAAACUAUUAAUACAAGUCCUUCCAAAUACUUCACAAAUCUAGAGAGAAUCGCGUGCUGGCAAAUCGAGUAUAGCAAAUGGUUGGGCUACAGUUGCAAUGGUCAGCUGUGAAGUUGAAGUGAGUGUACGAAAGCGAGGCAAACUUUCCUACUAACUUCUGGCGAGAUUUAAACUAGCAUCUGAGUGAACUAUGUCUGCUCCAGUCUAGCUACACCCGCAGCAAUCAAAAACCUAUAUUAAUAUUAUGUUUCCUUUAUUUUAUAUGUAAAAUAGUAGGCGGAAAGUUUUAAUAAUAAUAAUAACAAUAAUAAUAAUAAUGAUAAUAAUAAUGAGUUUUCAAAUUCACCGUCAUAAUGGCAAUUUUUUAUUACCUCCUUUACGAUCGUUGCGUUGUCACCUUUUUUUUUACCAACUAUAUGCAUCUAUUAUGUUUUAUUUUAGAUCGUGUAAGGCCUGAAACGGUCAAAAAUCUGACAGUAGACAGGAUAGAGUAUGAUCCAAAACGAAGACAUCACGACAGGCAAACAAAAGUGACGAUUUCUUUGAUUACCCCAAAAGGUGCAUAUUUUAAACGGUAUACAACUAUCCCCCGAAGGGGAGGUGAAUAA
Porites lobata is the source of this 3945-nucleotide messenger RNA. Lineage: Eukaryota; Metazoa; Cnidaria; Anthozoa; Scleractinia; Poritidae. The record is from the annotation of a GenBank genome assembly.